AUCCUGUUUGAGGAGGCGUUGUCCCCGGUAGGAGUCAGCAGUCGCUGUGCUUCACAGAGUAAGCCGGUUGUCACGUUCUACAGUGACAUUGAAUCGGAAAGAAGCCGGCUUCGUGAAGUGAGGCUUCAAUUAUCCUGUGACGCAUUAUCUGCCAACCACUUUAAGAUACAUUUUAAACAUUAGGUUUGAUCUUAAAUAUUUUGAUAUAUUUACGGUUUUUUCAAUUUACCUGAGCUUUCAAGCACAAUGAUCAAGAACGGUCACCACACUAUCAGUGCUGAGAAAGAAGGGAGAAAGAUGGGUCAUGGGCUUUGUAGCCCCGAGAAAAGGAAACGUGUUGUCCGCGUUUGGUGUGACGGUUGCUAUGACAUGGUUCAUUAUGGUCACUCCAACCAGCUCCGGCAGGCACGGGCCAUGGGUGAUUACCUUAUAGUUGGAGUUCACACAGACGAGGAAAUUUCUAAGCACAAAGGCCCCCCUGUCUUUACACAAGAAGAGAGAUACAAGAUGGUACGUGCAAUUAAAUGGGUUAAUGAAAUAGUAGAAGGUGCACCAUACGUUACAACCUUGGAAACCUUGGACAAGUACAGCUGUGAUUUCUGCGUUCAUGGAGACGACAUUACUUUGACUGUUGAUGGAAAGGACACAUAUGAAGAAGUUAAGAAGGCUGGUCGUUACAGGGAAUGCAAGCGUACUCAAGGUGUUUCCACCACCGAUCUUGUUGGCAGAAUGCUCCUGAUGACCAAGGCUCACCACAGCAACAUUGACAAUAGUUCAGAUUAUCAACAACACACAGAUAACUUUGGAAAGGGUCCCAAAGGUCAUAGCCCCUGGACUGGGGUCUCCCAAUUCUUGCAGACAUCUCAGAAAAUAAUACAGUUUGCUUCAGGAAAGGAGCCUCAACCUGGAGACACCAUUAUCUAUGUGGCUGGAGCUUUUGAUCUGUUCCAUAUUGGUCAUGUUGAUUUCUUAGAAAAUGUUUCUAAGCUUUCUGAAAGGCCAUAUGUUAUUGUUGGCCUUCAUUUUGAUCAGGAAGUGAAUCGUUACAAAGGAAAGAACUAUCCUAUUAUGAAUAUCCAUGAGCGGACGCUUAGUGUGCUGGCUUGCAGGUAUGUGUCUGAAGUUGUCAUUGGAGCACCUUAUGCAGUUACUUCUGAUCUACUUGACCACUUUAAGAUUGACCUAGUUUGCCAUGGAAGAACUGAAGUUAUUCCUGAUAAAGAUAAUUCAGAUCCAUAUGAGGAGCCAAAAAAAAGGGGAAUCUUUCGAAAUGUGAACAGCGGAAACAGCUUAACAACAGAUGAUAUUGUGCAGAGAAUAAUCAAAAACAGGUUGCAGUUUGAAGCUCGAAACCAAAAGAAGGAAGCUAAAGAAAUGGCUGUGAUUCAGGCCAUGAAAAAAUGUGAAGAGAAAGAGUUGAAGCAGCAAGACAGGAGAAACGUGGUGAAUGAAGAACAAGAAAAUUAAAUAAGCUGAAAACUGAACAAAUACCGAAAGCAGACUCUUCCCUGCAAAUAUUUUGGUUUCUUCUUUUUACCUAUGUGGCAUUUUACAACUUUUCAUCCUGGUUAAACUGAAAAUCUUGCACUUGUUUACAUAACCUUAUUGUUGAAAGCACAUUCUCUCCUCAAGGAGGAUUGAUUUAAAGCCAUGUUUUUGAAAAUUCAGCACAUAUGUGUUGACCUUGUAUCACUCCAGAACAAGGCUUCUUAAAUUUUCCAGGGAUACCUGUGUCAAGUGGCUUUCAUUCUAUCUCAUUUCAUUGAUUACAUCUUGCUUGAAGAAGGGGCCUGAGUUGCCUCGAAAGCUUGCAUAUUGUAAUCUUUCUAGUUAGCCAAUAAAAGGUGUCAUUUUGCUUGGCUUUUCUCUACAUUCAUAAGAGGAGAGAAAUUCCUGCCUGUAGUGGUACUUCAGUUUAAAUCAGUUAGUUGUUUGCUACUCUCAUUCUGGAGAGUCAGUAUGGAAAUAACAUUUAAAAUGAAAAUGACAAAGAUGUUUGUUGUUUUCUAUCCAAUAGCACAGGAACCAAAUUCAUUUUCUUUUUAAUGAUUAUUUCCUUGUUUGGUAUUUGCUUCCUAAUUAUUAAGUAGUUUCCUCUAAAAGUCACAAGUAAUUUUUCCCAAAGGAAACACUAGGCAUUGUGUGCUGUUUAAUUACAUUUAAACAAAUGAGAUCGUAAUCCUUGAUUAAACAAGUUCUACAAAGUACACCAUGCAAACAUUUUAUAAAUUCCUUUGUAAUUUGAAAGAAACCCCAUUGAAGACUGAUACAAAAAUGGCAAUUCAAAGAAAUAAUACUGUGUAUAAUUUAACAAGGACUUCAAUUGAGUAAGGCAGAAUGGCAUCUCUAUGGCUAAGGAUCUGCACCAUUACCGCCAAUAAGGAUCCUACUCUUUUGGACUCUUGAGCAAGGCCCUUAACCUGAAAAUUGCUCCGGGGGCACUAUACAAUAGCUGACCCUGCUCUCUGACUCCCAAAGGUCAUGCAAAAAAAAAUUUUCCCUUGGGUAGUAACGAAGUAAAUCAUAAAGUAGGUACUGUGUUCAUGUGGGUGUCCCCUGGUACUGAGUUUGAAACCACUUAUUUCCUUUGCAUUGCAAGGGCCAGGAUAUACUUGACGUUACGCAACUCGUACACUUGUGGACACUGCUUCCACACAAACUAUUAUAGAAACUGCUGCUUUCUUUAGCACAAUUGCACAGUGACUAGCUCUGCAGUCUCACAGCUCCAGUGGUUUUGAUUUCUUACUCGGUCACACUGUUUCACUCCAGCUACUCAGUUUUUCCACUAACAUCCCAAUCACAUGCAGGUUGGGGUUAAUUGAUGAUUCUUAACUGGCCUGGUAGAGUGAGGGCAGAUGUAUGCAAGAGUAAGAUGAGCAUCCUGUGCACGCUUAGCAUUCUUUGUUGUCAGUGUAGUCCUUGGAGUAACCCUGAAUUUAGGUAAAAUGGAUCCAGUACAUUGAUGGGUUGAAUUGAUACUUGUGAUAUAAUUCACAUUCACUGCUGGAGCUGCUUUUUUUUUCCAGUGUGGCAACUGAGUCUGUAAUCAAGCCCAAGACUCUUAACACUGUAUUGGCACCAACUCCUGCGGUUAUACCUUCCUGCAUCUGUAAGUAACAUCAAAUUAGAAAGGAGUAAGGUACUCAGUGCAAAUUGUUGUAUGAUUGUAUAUAGCAGUGGUCUGUACCUGACUGGUAUUUUAAAAAGAUUUGCUUUCCCCUCAGGCCUCUGAAUGUUUGAUAAUGCUAUAAAACACUACAACGAUUGUGAGAAGUUCAUACAUUUGUAGCUUAGGUUGAUGGCAGAUUCUACUUAAUAUUGAAGUGUUUAAGCCUGUAUCUACAAAAGAUUCUGCAUUUCUUCAUUUAAGUUUGGUUUGCUUUGUAAAUCAAAGGUUAUUUGCUAAUCCAUUCUAGAUUUUACUUAUUUAUAAAACCUUAUUUUUUUUACAUUACGUUAUAACGUUCUAUGUAAACGUGUCGUGAUUUUAAUGGUAUUUUCCUGAGGAGAUACUUCCUGCAGUCUGUGGCAAAUGCCCAAAGGUUGCUGAGUCAAUUGUGUGAAGCUGGAAUAUUUUGGAAUGUUUCUGCUGAUCAACAUGAUAUAAAUUUUGAAAUUAAGAUUUGUUCAGAAUUAUUCAUUAUAUAGAAAGAAAAAAUACUGUAAUGUUAACAAUGCAAAAUUAAGAAAAGAAUGUCUUAAUGGUGUUAUAUUUUGUCAGGCUAUUCUCAGGCUGCAGCAUGUAUAAUCCAAAGUUCACAAAAUUUUAAUGCAAUUUAUAAUAGAUUGUUUAACCCUACAGAUGUCAGAAAAGCCACGUUAACAUCAGUUUAUGUUACUGCACCCCAGCAUGUCCUUGUGUCCUCUUGGAAUACAGGUAACCCUCUUGUGAAUGUAGUCACUUACAAAUGUUUGCAUUGAUUGGUAGCUAAUGGACUGUUAAGUACUUAUGAAACACUAUCAGUCAUCAGUUUAAUUUCCUUGGAUAUCAUCAAAAUACGCACCAUAGUAGUUUUACCUUAUGUUUUUUAAAGAGCCUAAAAUUUUAACUUAUUUAUUUUUGUUUUGUAAAUCGUAACUGUUUAAUUUUUAAAUAAUAAGUAAAUUGCUAGGAAAUAUCUAAGUAUAUGUACAUUUCUGGCACUUUUUUCUGAAUAAAACAUCUUUAUGUCAUAACAAAAUGCAUAAUUUAAAGCUUUUAAAGUAUACAGUUGAAUGUACAGUAUAUAAAAUAUAUGUGAAUAAAAUCUAAAAACUAUUAUAUACAGUAAUUUCUGCUUAUUAUUUUUGGAGUUAUUUAACAUUUGGCUAUGAGGCUUGUUCCUGAUCAGCUUAACUGUCUCUUGGUAUUAAUAUCAUAGCAAAUACAUGACCAACUGAGAGGUGAAACACUAUUUGUAAAGAAUUAAGACUGUCCCUAAAAUAAAUAGGACAGAAAAAAAUAUGUUAACUUUUAUAGCAUUUUUAUUAUGUAUUAAAUAUUGUUUACUUUUGAAAUGUGUGACAAGAACUGACAAUUUGUUGGAAAUUUCUGCAUGAAAGUAUUUCUGCAUUAGUGUGCAGCUUAUGGGUUCUAAUGUGCUGCACUGAAGUAAAACCCAAAAGUCACAACGCAUUUCGAAAAACUUGAGACCCCCAGUUUAUGGAACUUAAUUUAUUAUUGCCUAGUAUUUAGCAUAGGCCAGUUUUGGGUGGGUAUAGUUUGGUAGAAUUAUCCCAGUUUGAUAUAUGUACAACAUUAUCUGUGUAUGUCAAACUUUAGUUUUUUCCCUACAAACUACAGUAAACUUUAAUGUAAAGGUGUGGCUCACUAUCUGGUCUUGUCGCAUUAGAGAGUUUAGUGGUUAUGCCCGAAAUACAUUGAAAAUAACUCGGAAGCUAGCAAAACCAGAGAGCCUACAUUUUUGGUUUAUUCAGAUAACAAGUAGAGACAAAUGCCACUCUGUUUUACUUUCAGUUAGUAACUGCUGCACCUGCUCUGUUGGACAGGAAAUGUUCUUUGCAGCCAUUGCACUGGACAGUAUAGUAGUUUGUAUCCUGAAUGCUUGCUAACACCAUGAUGCUUUUAUUGAUGUGUUUGGGACCAUGUUUUUCUGAGGGGGGGGGGGGGUUUGGUGGGGGUUCAAGAAAGCUGAUAGUGCAGAUCUAGAAAUGAAUCUAUCUGUUGUACAUCUGCAUUGCUGGUAAGAUAUGAUGUGAGCACAGACAUACUGUCUCAUUUUUAUUGAACAUGCUUAUUGUGGGUUUGGUUCUGUCUAGUUGUCUGAAUUUGACAAUAUUGUACAUAAAAGUUAAAAUAUGACUCUAACAAAUUGUUGGUCAUGUUCUUGUUAUGUCAUAACCUGACUUGAUAAAAACAAAAAUAAAAAAAUCUGAUUGGCCUGUUAA
Messenger RNA from Erpetoichthys calabaricus (reedfish), 5388 nucleotides. It is a transcript of the gene pcyt2, whose product is annotated as phosphate cytidylyltransferase 2, ethanolamine. The record is from RefSeq and is a predicted model, not a curated record. The transcript is spliced from 13 exons. Gene Ontology annotation, cellular component: cytoplasm. Gene Ontology annotation, biological process: phosphatidylethanolamine biosynthetic process. Bases 247 to 1467 code for a protein of 406 amino acids. NCBI's taxonomy places the organism in Eukaryota, Metazoa, Chordata, Cladistia, Polypteriformes, Polypteridae. Gene Ontology annotation, molecular function: ethanolamine-phosphate cytidylyltransferase activity.